This is a messenger RNA of Penicillium canariense, 567 nucleotides long. RefSeq lists its product as uncharacterized. NCBI's taxonomy places the organism in Eukaryota, Fungi, Ascomycota, Eurotiomycetes, Eurotiales, Aspergillaceae. The record is from RefSeq and is a predicted model, not a curated record. The coding region runs from base 1 to 567 and encodes 188 amino acids. The transcript has a single exon.
AUGGUGGCAUGCUUCGCCGAGUCAGGUGGUUUGUGUACAGCCCUAGUUAUAGGCAUCAUCAGCCGCCUAUUCCCUAUCAAUGACGAAACGAAUGAAGAAACCGAAUCCGAUUAUGCGAGUAACCCAUUUCGUGUAAUUGACUUUAUUGAUUUCUACCUGUCUUGCCACGACCACAAAGAUGAUAAAAUCGUCAUAUGGGAUCGCCUCACAGCACAGUCAGCCGAUUCGGACAACAGACUACCGAUCGAAGAUCGCUUCUUUGUCCCUGUUGCGUCUACCGAGGACAUGUCACUAGGUCGCUGGCAGCUGGUUGGUCACAACGUGCGGUUGAACAUACAAAAGAUGGACCCAGAUGAUAUUGGUAAAACAGCCAAGUCCAUACAACUAAGCAAAGUGGGCAAUGGGCGUGGACUUUUAGAUGGUGCGCUCGAACUUGCGUGCCACCUCUACCCCGAAGAACAAUGGGGUGGUGUGCGCAAGGCCUGGGGUAUGGUCAAAGCCCUGAGACCCAACCCAGAAGUUGCCUCGUCCUCAGGAGGCCCCACGCGCCACAUGUCAAACCAGUGA